AUGGAUAGAAAACGUUCAAGUUAUAUAUCAGGCAAGGGAAAGAUUAUGGAUGACAUUAAAAAAGCCAAAGGAGAUUGUGAGGAUUCAAAGAGCAGCUCCCACACAAAAUAUUUUCAAAGACUGAAAUAUACAACAGAUUAUAAAAGAAUAACUCGGGACGAAUACUUAGGAUAUUCGGAAUCAAUAUCGGGUUCAUCUGAUACUUUCGGCUGCUUGCAUGGACCGGAAGGAAAGCAGUACUCAACGGAGGCAAAACUUAAAAGAAAUUUAAUAAAAGAACUAGAUCCUGUACCGGUCGCCCGUGCCUGGACGGACAGAUGUCCUCCAGCUCUAGGAUGGGAGAUAGUGGAAACCUUAGAGUUCCUUGUUACUGAUCCUGUGGGAUGCGACUAUGUCGACAGAUUGGAAAUUCAUCUCCGUGAUUUUGCAAGGACUGCUCGUUCAGGGUACCUCAUGGUCCGUGUGGAGGACGAGGACAUGUUCGAGCUGGUGUCUCGAGGGCUCCUGUGUCAGUUGUCAGCUCGACCCCGCCAGGCGAGGUCAGCACACGCUGAGAGCGGUGUCUCUCUGAGGCACGCCCUGCUAGCGGCCGCGUCUCCUGCUCUGUACCGUGUCAUAGUCUCCACGCUGGCCGUCGCCUCCCCGACCAGGUUCCCGGCGUUCCUCCAGAUAGCCUUGAUACUCGCCAGUGCCUCUCCACAAAACUGUAUCGAGAUGAUCAAAGAGAAUAUAAUUGAAAAUAUAUUUUACCGUUUUAAUCCAUUUUACCCCCAACGUUUACCAGACCACGAGACUAAUCCCCUCGAUCCUCAAGAUCAGAACAUAAGACUCGGUGACAGCACCAUCCACAUGUCAAGUACUCUAUCUCUGUUACUCAUUCUGUUGAAACACUUAAAGAGUUUCGUGGACGAAAAUGAAAAUGAACGAAGGACGCUGCCUUGUCCGGACUUUUAUUCGCAGAGGUGCUUUAUUUGGGCGUUCCGCUAUGAGUGCCGGGCUCGUGAACACGGCCACGAGCGGCUCACGUUGACGGCCAUAGCUUACACCUUACUACACUGUUACUUGGGAAGACUCGAGGCUUUCUCCACACUCUUGAUGUCAGAUAUCAUGACCCUAUCCGUCUUUACCGAGAUCCCUGCUAAAGCCAAUUGGACCCGCACAGUGAACUUCAACACGGCACAACUAGACGUUCAGUUUAAGAAGCUUUUAAUAAGCCUGUCCGUUGCUCUCCUUAAAGUCUUCCCUUAUAACAGAUUUAUGGUUGAAUCUCAGCACUGGCUCUUGGGUUUGAUGUUUCUAUUAGACCCUGGUCUGUGUCAUCUGAGAGCUCACUGGUCCCCCUCACUGUUUGCAGAACUUCGAAAAGUAGCCUUACAAGCGUUGGUUUGCACGCUACCGCUUAUGAGAGAUAAUAUUAUCAUCGAGUAUGGAUUAGUUAGGAGAUUAAUGUGGUACGUGGAGUGGUACUCUGAGAGUCCGUACGAGCUGCCGGUGUUGUACUGGUGUCUCCGUCUGCUACUUGUUUCAGCUCGGAAAGACUGCAUCCAGGAACUGUUUGAUACGCACGGAUUGAUCAUACUGAUACACUUAUGUUCAACGUUGUUGGACCAGCAGUGUCCCCCGGUCGUUCGCUCCCAGCUGGUCCUAGGGCUCGCUGUUCGUCUGUUGUCCUCGGCGGCGUCUAAGCGUCUCCAGGUCCGAUGCUGCGUGUAUCCUCUCAUCAUGUGGCCGGAGUCCGUGCUGCCUCUGGCCUCGCAGAUGCUCGACGUGGCUCUGUACGCUCUCAACAAACAACAUAUCGUCAGCGACAGGUUACAUCACAUAACAUGUUUAUUAUUGGGAGAUUGUAUGUGUUCCCCGAGCGUGCAGUGUGUGUCUCUGUCUGUCAUUGUGGACGCGGUAAGAGGUGGCAGAGCUGCCGGCUACCUGGUCACAUGGCGGGCCCCGCUAGCAGCGGCGAGUGCUAAUCCUGUCGUAGUUAAGAGAGGAAGCACCAUCGCCAGCCUCAUAGCGUCCGUGUUUAAAGACAGCUGCUUGAAGAGAGGCGUCUCUCUGAACGAUAAGGGUGUCAUACAAAAUUUAAAACAUCCACUGAUGGGAAGUGACGUCCUCACACAGACGGACGGCCGGUGUUCAGAGUUUGAAGUGGCUGGCUCACGAAUGUCCAAGGCCUUCGCCCUCCUCCAGCUGCUCUCCGAGGAUCUCAAGCACAAGGUGUCCGUAGCCGAUGAAUCAUUUAAUUUAUAUAAAAACAUUAAACUAUCUCCAGAAGAAGAGACUAUUUUGAUAUUAUGUUCACAUUAUUUGACUCUCAAGUUAAAUGAGACCUGGCUUGAAACGAGACGAGAGACGGUGAAACUACUGCCGCAAGAUGAAGAUACAUUGAAUGAAUUUGUUGAAAUCAACGUAGGAUGGGCGAAAGAAAUUAAGCGACAACAAGAAUAUGUUCUAGAAAGACACGAGAAAGAAGAGGUGUGUGAGGAGGACAGUCUGUACUGUCUGCUGGCCCGCGGCCGACUGACCUCGUCCCUGGACGGGCUGCAGCUGGUCCGCUGCUCGGCCCGCUCGGCCCGCCCCGCCCCCGGGCCUCGCCGCGGGCCCGCCGCCCUCCCAGCCAACACUAUCCUCACAUACAAGCCUCCGCUCGACGACCAGAACGUGACGGGUCAGUACGUGCACGUGGUGAGCAUCAGUCAGAAGCGACCCGCGGCCAGGACCACACAAGUGUCGCCUCCACCACACGUACAUCAGUGA
Messenger RNA from Danaus chrysippus (African queen), 2754 nucleotides. Lineage: Eukaryota; Metazoa; Arthropoda; Insecta; Lepidoptera; Nymphalidae. The record is from the annotation of a GenBank genome assembly.